This is a messenger RNA of Melanaphis sacchari, 2119 nucleotides long. Its product is annotated as glutathione hydrolase 1 proenzyme-like. The transcript is spliced from 10 exons. Gene Ontology annotation, molecular function: glutathione gamma-glutamate hydrolase. Gene Ontology annotation, biological process: glutathione catabolic process. The record is from RefSeq and is a predicted model, not a curated record. The coding region runs from base 81 to 1937 and encodes 618 amino acids. Lineage: Eukaryota; Metazoa; Arthropoda; Insecta; Hemiptera; Aphididae. Gene Ontology annotation, cellular component: plasma membrane.
CAUUCAGUUUUACUUACUUGGUUAUCGACUGCAGAUCGCGUUUAUGCUCCGUCGUAGUAUAAUUUUGUGCGUAAAAUUAAAUGAGACAUAUUCUUUCGGAUGGCGUUUCCGCGCCAGAAAGGAGUUCGUCGGUAAACAUUUCCGAAAAUACACCGAUACUCGGGAGUACGAAAAAAAGGCAUAGAUUACAAUCAAAAAGUUGCAUUGUUCUAGUAGGACUCGUUAUAUUGAUCUCCGUGGUUUCAUUCCUGUUGGUAUACACGCACAAUGCACCAAAUGGCGAAAUUCCAGACCCGGAAUUUGCGUUGCCUCCGUCGAGUAUGCCAAUGGGAUCUUACAGUAACGUCGGCGUCGUGUCCAACGGUGGACCAUGCGCACAGAUCGGAGUGGAUGUGAUGGCCAGCGGAGGAAAUGCCGUGGAUGCUGCUAUAGCAACGAUGUUAUGUGACGGUGUUCUAUGCCCUGAGUACAUGGGUAUUGGUGGAGGAUUUUUGAUGAGCAUCUACAAUGCAACAACUAAGAAAGUAAUGGCAAUAAAUGCACGGGAAACUGCACCAGCUGCAGCAACUGCUGAAAUGUUUGUAAAAGAUCCAAAAAAAUCAGUUUUGGGUGGCUUGGCGGUCGCUGUUCCAGGGGAGCUCAAAGGUUAUUGGACGAUUUAUAACUUGUACGGUAGUGGUAAAGUUUCAUGGCCAUCUUUAUUUGAGCCAACUAUUAAGCUAUGCGAAAAUGGCAUAAAGAUCAGUAGUCGUUUAGAGUUAAACAUGAUAAAUCACGAAGAUUUAAUAAAGAAUGAUCCAUUUCUGAGACAAGCAUUUUUUGAUGAAAAAACCGGACAUGUAAAAAAAGCCGGAGACGAGUACAAAUUGUUAAAGUUAGCAGAGACAAUGAAAAUCAUAUCAAAUGAAGGUGCCGAAGCCAUAUAUAACGGAUCGUUGACAAAUCAAUUAGUGGAAGAUUUAAAAAAAGUCAACGGUAUUAUAACCAAAGAAGACCUGGCCAAUUAUAAGGUAGAAAUUGAAGAAUCUUUUUCCGUAAAUUUAAAAAAUGGAUAUACAAUACAUACAGGACCACCACCUAGUUCUGGAGUAAUAUUAGCCUACAUACUUCGAAUAUUGGACGGAAUAUUACCAGCACCGAAUCCUGGAUUAGAUGCACAUCGAUUGGUAGAGGCUUUCAAAUUUGGAUUCGGUGAAAGAACGCAUUUAGGUGAUCAUAAUUUUGUAAACGUGUCCCAAAUUUACGAUAAAAUAACAUCAGAUAGUUAUAUAGAUAGUAUACGAAAUAAAAUAAACGAUACAUUCACUUCGUUGGACCCAAAGCAGUAUGGUGCUGACUUUGAUAUGCCAGAGAAUCACGGAACUGCUAACAUUGUCGUAACCGAUUCGUUGGGAAACACUGUUGUGGGCACCAGCACUUUAAAUAUAUACUUUGGUAGUGGUUUUGUGUCUCCGAGUACUGGUAUUAAUUUAAACAAUGAAAUGGACGAUUUUUCUACUCCUGGAGUCAUUAACUUUUAUGGUAUUCCAUCCUCACCUGCCAAUUUCAUAGAGCCUGGCAAGCGCCCAAUGUCUUCAAUGAGCCCAACUAUAAUCACUGACAGAAAAGGAGACUUUGUUCUUGGGGUAGGAGCAGCAGGAGGAUCGAAGAUCACGCUUGCAACUGCCUACGUGACAGCUCUUAAACUAUGGUACAGUAAAACAUUGAAAGAAGCAAUAGAUAAACCUAGAAUUUAUCAUCAACUUAUUCCCAUGGAAGUUCAAUAUGAAUACGGAACGACAAAGGCUGUGGUACAAACACUUAAGGAUAUCGGUCAUCCAGUAAAAAGAUUGAAGAAUACCAUAGGUUCAGCAGCAACAGCAAUUGCCAAAUCCCCUUCAGGAAUGAUCGAAACCAUGCCAGAUUUCAGGCGACCAGGAAAUUCGUCCGGAUACUAACACAAUAUUAUUAUAUUGAUAAUAGAUUAUAUUUAAUAAAUUUUUGUUAUAAAACUUAUCUUGUAAGUUCCUAAAAAGAUUAUAGUCACAAGUUAUGUGCAGUCAAUAAUAUGCACUGUAGUAUAAUUUCAUUUAACCUGUUAUAAAUUAUAAUAACAUUAAUUAUUUAUGAUAAUUUGCAA